Molecule: messenger RNA, 495 nt
Organism: Zootermopsis nevadensis
Lineage: Eukaryota; Metazoa; Arthropoda; Insecta; Blattodea; Termopsidae
Source: RefSeq, a predicted model, not a curated record
AUGGUGGCGACCUUAGCUGUUUGCACCGUAGAGGAGCAGCGAGCAAUCAUAAGAUUUUUGUGGUUGGAGGGUGUGAAACCUCGUGAAGUUCAUAGAAGAAUGCUGCAACAGUAUGGAGAUGCCUGCAUUGGGGAGAGAAGAGUGUACGAGUGGGUAGAUGCGUUUAAAAAUGGGAGAACAUCAAUCCACGAUGACCAUGAUAACGCACGCCCUCACAUGGCUGCCGCGACUCUCGACACCAUUCGGAGAUUGAGAUUUCAGAUCUUACAGCAUCCCCCAUACAGCUCUGACCUUGCUCCCUCUGAUUAUCAUGUGGUUGGACCCCUGAAGGACGCUUUGAGAGGACGAAGAUUUGGGAAUGAUGACGAGGUCGAAGAAGCGGUGCAUUCCUGGCUGAAGGCACAACCAAAAACAUUUUUUUCUGAUGGAAUAAAGAAGUUGGUGCAACGGUGUGAGAAGAGUAUUGAAAACAAGGGUGAUUAUGUAGAAAAAUGA